AUGGCACCUCAAUCCUCUCCAUCGUCCUCCGCACCAUCCUCAUCCCUAAAACGCAAGCAACAGACCAUCUCAAGCUUCUUCACGCAAAAGUCCGCCUCAACCCCUCGAACAGCCUCAACAAGCAACAACCCAGAGCCUCCACAAGAAUUGUCAUCAAAGAAACGACCAGCUUCCCCCAUCCAGAACAAGGCAUCAAGAAAGCAGGACGAAGACGACGAUGACGAUGUUGUCGUACCACCCACAAAACGAGUUCGAACCGAUAGCUUCAAAACAACAGCAGACGACACGCCCGCCCUCGAACCUUCCAAACCCUUGUCCCAGCUGAGCAGCAGCCAGCGGACCGACAUAUUCAAGUUCCAAAGCUCUCCCGCCCCGAACGCCGAGAACGCGGAAGAUGCGGAGUCGAAGAGGGAAAAGGAGAAGCUCCACCAGAAGUUUGUCCGCAAGCUCGGCGGCGUGGACUGUGUGAUCGGAAUCGGCCGAAGCGCAAGCAAUGACUGUGCGACCGAGGGCGAGGGCGAGGAAGGAGAAGCAGAAGAGGACGACGAGCCUGCGCCUCCACCGAAGAAAGGAAAGGCCACUGCGAAGGGCGGGGCAAGUAAACUGACACCGAUGGAGAAGCAGGUUAUUGAGAUCAAGCGCAAGCAUAUGGAUACCGUGCUAGUGGUGGAGGUAGGGUACAAGUUUCGGUUUUUUGGAGAGGAUGCCCGCGUGGCGGCGAAGGAGCUGGGGAUUGUGUGUAUUCCGGGGAAGUUCAGGUUCGAUGAGCACCCCUCCGAGGCUCACAUCAAUCGGUUUGCGUCUGCGAGUAUUCCGGUUCACCGGCUGCAUGUCCAUGUCAAGCGACUUGUCACAGCAGGCCAUAAGGUUGGAGUGGUUCGGCAGAUUGAGACUGCUGCUUUGAAAGCCGCGGGGGACAACCGCAAUGCGCCGUUUGUGCGCAAGUUGACCAAUCUUUACACGAAGGGUACUUAUAUUGACGAUGUUGAGGGUCUUCAGGGCCCUGCCCCUGCUGCUGGAGGGCUCUCACCUGCCACAGGGUACAUGCUGUGCAUCACCGAGACGAAUGCCAAAGGCUGGGGGAAUGAUGAGCGUGUGCAUGUCGGUAUUGUCGGUGUUCAGCCAGCUACAGGUGAUAUCAUCUAUGAUGACUUCGAGGAUGGGUUUAUGCGGAGUGAGAUCGAGACUCGUCUUCUGCAUAUUGCACCUUGUGAAAUUGUGAUUGUGGGAGAGAUGUCUCGCGCUAGCGAAAAGCUCGUGCAACAUUUGUCUGGAAGUAAGACGAAUGUUUUCGGAGACGCCGUUCGCGUGGAGCGGGUUGCAAAGAAGAAGACUGCGGCCGCGGAAGCGCACAGCCAUGUAUCGAGCUUCUACGCUGGAAAGAUGAAGGCUACUGGCACUGAAGAGGACGUUGAGGCGGCCAAACUCCUGAAGAAUGUGUUAGGACUGCCAGAAAACGUGACCAUCUGUCUUUCGUCGAUGAUUGAGCACAUGACUGACUAUGGUCUGGAGCAUGUCUUCGAUCUGACAAACCGUUUUCUGCAAGAUCGCACAUGCUUUCUCAACGGAAACACACUGGUCAGCCUGGAAGUUUACCAGAAUCAAACAGAUCAUUCGUCCAAAGGAAGCCUCUUUUGGACACUGGAUCGGACUCAAACACGGUUUGGGCAACGUCUGUUGCGGCGUUGGGUUGGACGGCCUUUGCUGGAUAAGACACGGUUGGAAGAACGUACGAACGCCGUGGAGGAGUUGACGAAUCCGAGCCGCGUAGUUCCCGCGGAACGAAUGAAGGCUCUACUAGGGAAAAUCAAGAGUGACCUGGAAAGGAGUUUGAUCCGAAUUUACUAUGGCAAGUGCACGCGACCCGAGCUUCUUACAGUCCUCCAAACCAUGCAGAUGAUUUCAAUGGAAUUCGCGGAGGUCAAAUCUCCACAAGAUACGAAGUUUGACUCGCCAUUGAUUAGCGCAGCUAUUGCGUCCCUUCCAACAAUUCAAGCAGAUGUCACUCGCUACUUGGAUAGGAUCAACCUCCACGCCGCUCGAAGUGAUGAUAAAUAUUCAUUCUUCCGCGAAGAGAUGGAGACGGAAGAGAUCAGUAAUGAGAAGCUUGGGAUAGCCAGCAUUGAACAUGAGCUGGAAGAACAUCUCGCUGUGGCCGGGGAGCGCUUGGGGAGGAAAAAAGUCGAAUACGCCACUGUUUCCGGAAUCGAGUACUUGAUUGAGGUGGAGAACAGUUCGCUGGCCAUUAAGAAAGUGCCAGCCUCCUGGGUCAAGGUCAGUGGUACGAAGCAGAAAUCUCGCUUCCACACACCAGAAGUCAUACAACUGGUGCGUCAAAGGGACCAACACAAAGAGGCUCUGGCAGCAGCAUGCGAUAAAGCAUUCGCAGCACUCCUAGCCGAAAUAGCCACACAAUACCAGUCUUUCCGAGACUGCGUGCAGUCCCUCGCCACACUCGACUGCCUCCUCUCCCUAGCAGCCAUCGCCCAGCAACCUGGCUACGUGAAGCCCGAAUACACAGAGCACCCAUGCAUCCACAUCGAACAAGGGCGGCACCCGAUGGUUGAGCGUCUGCUCACAGAUACCUACGUACCAAACGACACAGCCCUGGAUACAGACGCCACCCGAGCGCUCCUAGUAACCGGGCCCAACAUGGGUGGAAAAUCCAGUUACGUGCGGCACGUAGCCCUCAUCGCCAUCAUGGGCCAAAUUGGCUCGUACGUCCCCGCUGCCUCCGCGCGCCUGGGCCUCCUCGACGCGGUAUUUACCCGCAUGGGCGCCUUUGAUAACAUGCUGGCCGGUGAGUCCACGUUCAUGGUCGAGCUGUCCGAAACAGCAGACAUCCUCAAGCAAGCCACGCCCCGGUCAUUGGUUAUUCUCGACGAAUUGGGCCGCGGCACAUCAACGCAUGAUGGUGUCGCUAUCGCGCAGGCUGUGCUGGACUACAUGGUCCGCUCCAUCCGCUCACUUACGCUGUUCAUUACGCAUUACCAGCAUCUCUCCCGCAUGGCCCGCUCGUUCCCGGAUAACUCGCUCCGGAAUGGCGACGAAGACAUCACGUUCUUGUAUGAAGUGGGCGAGGGCGUCGCACAUCGUAGCUACGGAUUGAACGUUGCGCGGCUGGCGAAUUUGCCUUCUUCGGUGCUGGAUGUUGCGAAGGAAAAGAGUGCGGAGCUAGAAGAGUCGAUAAAGAGGAAACGACUUGCUGCGCUUGCGGGGGCUGUGGGGAGAGUUGUUACUGGGGAUAGUGGCGAUGAUGAGCUGCUUGAUCGGCUACUUGCUAGUGCUGGGCAGCUGUCAUGA
Molecule: messenger RNA, 3303 nt
Organism: Penicillium chermesinum
Lineage: Eukaryota; Fungi; Ascomycota; Eurotiomycetes; Eurotiales; Aspergillaceae
Gene: msh3
Product: mismatch repair protein MSH3
Exons: 6
Coding region: 1-3303 (1100 amino acids)
Biological process (GO): mismatch repair; mitotic recombination
Cellular component (GO): nucleus
Molecular function (GO): mismatched DNA binding; ATP binding; ATP-dependent DNA damage sensor activity
Source: RefSeq, a predicted model, not a curated record